Protobothrops mucrosquamatus (brown spotted pit viper) is the source of this 1153-nucleotide messenger RNA. RefSeq names its product actin-related protein 2/3 complex subunit 1A. The record is from RefSeq and is a predicted model, not a curated record. Gene Ontology annotation, biological process: Arp2/3 complex-mediated actin nucleation. The transcript is spliced from 6 exons. Lineage: Eukaryota; Metazoa; Chordata; Lepidosauria; Squamata; Viperidae. Gene Ontology annotation, molecular function: actin filament binding. Gene Ontology annotation, cellular component: Arp2/3 protein complex; actin cytoskeleton. The annotation marks the transcript as partial.
GGUGUUCUCGGCCUACAUCAAGGAAGUGGACGAGAAGCCGGCCAGCACACCUUGGGGCUCCAAAAUGCCAUUUGGGCAGCUGAUGGCUGAAUUCGGCGGCACCGGCAGUGGCGGCUGGGUCCAUAGCGUCAUACAAACUCAGUUUUCGCCUUCCCACAGGGUGUUCUCAGCCUACAUCAAGGAAGUGGACGAGAAGCCGGCCAGCACACCUUGGGGCUCUAAAAUGCCAUUUGGGCAGCUGAUGGCUGAAUUCGGCGGCACCGGCAGUGGCGGCUGGGUCCAUAGCGUCAGUUUUUCUGCCAGCGGGAACCGCCUUGCCUGGGUCAGCCACGAUAGCACCGUGUCCGUUGCAGACGCCUCGAAAAAUAUGAUGCUCUCUCAACUGAAAACCGAGUUUCUCCCCUUGCUGAGCGUAUCCUUUGUCUCGGAGAACAGCGUGGUGGCUGCCGGCCACGAUUGCUGCCCGAUGCUUUUCAACUGUGACGACCGCGGCGCACUCAACUUUGUCUCCAAGCUCGACAUUCCUAAGCAGAGCAUUCAGCGCAACGUUUCCGCCAUGGAGCGUUUCCGCAACAUGGACAAGAGAGCCACUACGGAAGACCGCCACGCUACACUGGAGACGUUGCAUCAGAACAGCAUUACUCAAGUGUCUAUUUAUGAAGUGGACAAGCAAGAUUGUCGCAAGUUUUGCACCACUGGUAUCGACGGAGCGAUGACCAUCUGGGACUUCAAGACAUUAGAGUCUUCCAUCCAGGGUCUACGGAUAAUGUAGAACGGAUUCCUUGUCCUCUAGCAAGACAACCUGCUCUGAAGCCUGCACAGACUUGAAAAGACAGGGUGAAGAUGGAUCACUUUUUUUUUUUAAGCACUGAAAAAAAAAUGACGACUUGGUGAAAUAUUUUUCCCCCCUAUUCCUUCCCCUUCCCCCAAACUCUGGUGAAAUGUAUUGAUCUGCAAAUCAGCUGUGAUCGUGGUAUAUAUUUGGGUUUGGGUGGUUGUUGUCGUUAUUGUUGUUGAAUUGUCCUUGGUUGUUGUUUUUUUUCAUUCCCUUCUUUACCAAAGCUGCUCCUUAAAAUAGUUUAUUGCAGGAAGUAUGAAACACUAACUUAAAAGGGGGAGGUUCUAUGUUCAGCUUGUCUGCUAGGAAAUAAAA